Messenger RNA from Lichtheimia ornata, 1038 nucleotides. Its product is annotated as meiotic recombinase Dmc1. Bases 1 to 1038 code for a protein of 345 amino acids. Gene Ontology annotation, cellular component: nucleus; condensed nuclear chromosome. The transcript is spliced from 11 exons. The record is from RefSeq and is a predicted model, not a curated record. Lineage: Eukaryota; Fungi; Mucoromycota; Mucoromycetes; Mucorales; Lichtheimiaceae. Gene Ontology annotation, molecular function: ATP binding; ATP-dependent DNA damage sensor activity; double-stranded DNA binding. Gene Ontology annotation, biological process: mitotic recombination; chromosome organization involved in meiotic cell cycle; DNA recombinase assembly.
AUGCCCCCUCAAAAGAAAGAACAGCAUCUAGAUCAGGUGGUUGAAGAUAUUGAUGGUGACCAGGACGAGCUCUUUUACACAUGUAUCGAUGAACUUCAAUCUCAAGGCAUCGGUGUAGCCGAUAUCAACAAGCUCAAGUCAGCUGGAGUAUGCACCAUCAGAGGUGCACAAAUGAUGACCAAGAAGACCUUGCUCAAGAUCAAAGGCUUAUCAGAGACCAAGGUGGACAAGAUUAAAGACGCUGCUUCCAAAGCACAGGGUUCUGGUUUCAUAACCGGAUCUGACAUGUCUCGCUUCCGAGAAAAGGUGGUCAAGAUCUCCACCGGCAGCAAGCAAUUCGACUCAUUACUUGGUGGUGGCGUCCAAACAAUGUCAAUCACUGAAGUGUUUGGUGAAUAUCGAACAGGCAAGACUCAGUUGGCGCACACGCUUUGCGUUCAAGUGCAAUUGCCGAUCCAUCAAGGUGGCGCAAACAGCAAAGCAGCCUAUAUUGACACCGAAGGCACCUUUCGUCCGGAUCGAAUCCGUGCUAUUGCCGACCGAUUUGGCGUGGAUCCCGAUAUCACGUUGGACAACAUUGCGGUGGCUCGUGCGUGGAACAGCGAUCAUCAAAUGGAUUUAAUCACAGAAAUUGCCGCCAAAUUUGCCGAAGAGAAAGGGAUUUAUCGCUUGUUGGUGGUCGAUUCAAUCAUUGCCCUCUUUCGUUGUGAUUAUGCUGGUCGUGGUGAAUUGGCAGAGCGUCAACAAAAGCUCAAUCAGAUGCUCAAUCGCUUGACCAAAAUUGCAGAGGAAUACAAUGUGGCAGUUUUCCUCACCAACCAAGUCUCAUCCGAUCCAGGAGGUGGUAUGGUCUUUGUUUCUGAUCCCAAAAAGCCUGUGGGUGGUCACAUUCUGGCUCAUGCAUCUGCCACUCGAUUGUAUUUGCGUAAGGGACGUGGAGAAGAACGAGUUGCCAAGAUCUACGAUUCACCCGACAUGCCCGAAAACGAAUGCUCGUAUACUAUCUCAGGAGGCGGUAUUGCCGAUGUCUUUCUUUAG